Messenger RNA from Protopolystoma xenopodis, 207 nucleotides. The record is from the annotation of a GenBank genome assembly. Lineage: Eukaryota; Metazoa; Platyhelminthes; Monogenea; Polystomatidea; Polystomatidae.
AUGUUUCAGCAAUACCCUAAGCGGAAGUCGAACCAUGACAGUGCAGCGUCUGAUCUCUACACAUUGCCACGAGCGCCCUUGGGUCACAGGGCAGAUGUGGAUCCCCAUUACAUUUUGGCCAUAAUGCCGAAUUUCUCUGACGGUUUUGAUUACCCGUCUCCCUAUUUCCGUGACAGCCGGGCCACCAAAGUUGUAUUUUUUUCUUAG